AUGGCUAAUCGGGGAGGAGGGUCGUUUUUACCCUCAAAUGUCUCGACUCAAGGUUGGCGAAGAGAUGAACUUUAUAUUGAGCUAUGGAGGGUCUCGGCUGGGCCUCUUGUGGAAAUUCCUCGAGUUAAUGAGAAGGUUUUAUAUUUUCCUCAAGGUCACAUGGAACAGUUGGAGGCAUCUACAAAUCAGGAGCUAAAUCAGAAACUUCCUUUGUUUAAUCUUUCCUCAAAAAUUCUCUGUCGAGUAGUUGAUAUCCGGCUGCUGGCAGAGCAGGACUCAGAUGAGGUUUAUAUACAGGCAACUUUAAUGCCAGAAGCAAAUCAAGAGUUACCUACAAUUCCUGAUCCUUCACCCCCAGAGUGUCGAAAAGCAAAAGUCCAUUCAUUUUGCAAGGUCUUAACUGCUUCUGAUACUAGCACCCAUGGCGGGUUCUCCGUGCUUCGGAAACAUGCCACAGAAUGCCUGCCUCCAUUGGAUAUGACCCAGCAGACCCCAACUCAGGAACUCGUAGCCAAAGAUCUUCAUGGUUAUGAGUGGCGAUUCAAGCAUAUAUUUAGGGGUCAGCCACGAAGGCAUUUACUGACGACCGGAUGGAGCACCUUUGUUACUUCUAAGAGACUAGUUGCUGGAGAUUCUUUUGUGUUCUUGAGGGGGGAAAAUGGGGAAUUGCGAGUUGGAGUGAGGCGUCUUGCUCGCCAACAAAGCAGCAUGCCUUCGUCUGUGAUUUCGAGUCACAGCAUGCACUUAGGAGUGCUUGCUACUGCAUCUCAUGCCGUGUCGACUCAAACUCGCUUUGUUGUCUAUUAUAAGCCAAGGGCAAGCCAGUUUAUCGUUAGCUUGAAUAAGUACAUGGAGGCAAUGAACAAUAAGUUCUCGGUUGGGAUGAGGUUCAAGAUGAGGUUUGAGGGAGAGGAGUCUGCAGAGAGAAGGUUUUCGGGUACCAUAGUUGGAGUUGACGACAUGUCUUCUCAUUGGCCCAAUUCAGAAUGGCGAUCUCUGAGAAUUCAAUGGGAUGAACUUGCAUCUAUCCAGAGACCUGAUAGAGUUUCACCAUGGGAGAUUGAACCUUUUGUAGCUCCUGCGUCCCCAAGCAUUCCGCACUCUAUUCCCGUAAAGAAUAAAAGGCCUCGGCCUCCACUUGAAAUUCAAGAUUCUGAUAAUUCAACUGUAACAACUCUACGACACCCAGGAUCAACUCAAUCACAUGAUGAUAGAACACAGCUGACUGUUGCUGCUGCUGAAAUUAAAAGAUUUGAAAAUCAUGCAACAUGGCAUUACAAGCAAACAGAUGUUAGCAGCAAUGAAAAUUCUGUAUCAAGGACGGCAAUGGAGGGCUCUUGGUUAACAUCCCCAAGUGGCUGUGUUUCUCAGCAUCGGUUACAGGAUUUGACAGAUGAUCGUAAAAGCAGUUCUGUUUGGACGACGGUCUUCCCAGGAGCACCAGCAGCACACUUGACAUGUCCAACUCCACGCUCAUCAAAUCCAAAGAGUGACCAAAUACGUGACCUUGGGGAAAAGGGGAGGAAAACUGAGGUGGCUUCAAGCUGUCGCUUGUUUGGGAUCGAACUCAUCAAUCAUUCUAAGAGCCCGAUUCCUCCUGAAAGGUCAACUGAUCAACCAAUGAGCACACCAAAAGAAAUCACUGAUGCAGAGCAGAACUCAAACCAGCCAAAGGUUUCUAAAGAAAGAAAAUUAGGACUCUUACAAGUACCUCCUAAAGAGAUCCAGCACAAGCAGAACAGCUCGACCAGCAGCCGAAGCCGUACCAAGGUUCAAAUGCAGGGGAUGGCUGUUGGACGUGCGGUAGACCUUACCACAUUGGAGGGGUAUGUUCAACUCAUUGAUGAACUGGAGAAGAUGUUUGAUAUCAAGGGAGAACUCCGCCCUCGUAAUAAGUGGGAGAUUGUUUUCACUGACGACGAAGGAGAUACGAUGCUCAUGGGCGAUUACCCGUGGCAGGAAUUCUGUAACAUGGUGAGAAGAAUAUAUAUAUGGUCAAGUCAGGAUGUGAAAAUGGGUUCAGGUAGCAAACUUGCAAUGUCUGCAAUCGAAUGUGACGGGACAGUAAUAACCUCAGAGUCGGCUGACAGCUGAAGCUGGAAGUACAUCGCUUCGAAACUUAAAUAAUCUUUUGGGUUGGGGGGAAAUUGGGGGGCUGUGGUGAGAGUUGUUCAAGUCUUUUGUUGUUUGUCUAUGGAAAAAAAAAACUGGUUCCAAAUUUGAUCGAGAGGGGGGGGGUUGGGUUGGGUUGGGUUGGGUGGGGUUGGGGACACAGCACAGAGAUACAUGAGAUAAUCUUUGGCUCAUUUUCAAAAUGCUUUUGGAAGAGAGGUGAAGAUUAGAAUUUGAAAAACUUUGUUCAUUAAUGAUGAGUGGGUUGGAAAAUGUAGAGGUUAUGGAGUGAGUAGCCUUUGCUUCUUCUAUUUAUGUAAAUAUACCCAUUUUGUCAAAUGUAAAACUUUAUCUUCUAGACUA
Benincasa hispida (wax gourd) is the source of this 2475-nucleotide messenger RNA. Its product is annotated as auxin response factor 9. NCBI's taxonomy places the organism in Eukaryota, Viridiplantae, Streptophyta, Magnoliopsida, Cucurbitales, Cucurbitaceae. Gene Ontology annotation, molecular function: DNA binding. Gene Ontology annotation, biological process: response to hormone; regulation of DNA-templated transcription. The record is from RefSeq and is a predicted model, not a curated record. Gene Ontology annotation, cellular component: nucleus.